Molecule: messenger RNA, 591 nt
Organism: Oncorhynchus gorbuscha (pink salmon)
Lineage: Eukaryota; Metazoa; Chordata; Actinopteri; Salmoniformes; Salmonidae
Product: protein mono-ADP-ribosyltransferase TIPARP-like
Exons: 2
Coding region: 121-576 (151 amino acids)
Molecular function (GO): NAD+ poly-ADP-ribosyltransferase activity
Source: RefSeq, a predicted model, not a curated record
AGGACUCUUGGGGGCCUCUCCUCCUUUUCCCCCUCCUCCACUGUGGAUCUGUCCCUUUCUCUGCCUCUCUCUCCGUCCUCCACCAACACUCCCAGCGUAUUCCCAGAGACCUGGUUACCCAUGACAACCAGCCAGGACUUCCUGCAGGUUCCGGUAUCCUGUGACGACCGGAGUUAUCGGACCGUCUACACCCUCUUCCACAAGACGGUGUCUGAAACCAAGUUCCGCAUCCUUAAGAUCCUCCGCGUCCAGAAUCCCUUCCUAUGGGAGAAAUACAAGAGGAAGAAGGAGUACAUGUCUCGUCGUCUCUCGGAGAUGGACAGGAUGCUGAGCGAGCGUCACCUGUUCCACGGCACCUCCACUGAGGUGGUAGAGGGCAUCUGCAAACACAACUUUGACCCGCGUGUCAGUGGCAAACACGCCACCAUGUUCGGACAAGGAUCCUACUUCGCCCGCAAGGCCGUCUACUCCCAUAACUUCUCCAAGCGCUCUCCUAAAGGGAUCCACUCCAUGUUCCUGGCCAAAGUGCUCACUGGCAGGUUAGUAGUCUUUAUGGGAUUACUGUGUCCUCACUGACAGUCUUUAUGGGAU